Messenger RNA from Mya arenaria, 574 nucleotides. RefSeq lists its product as uncharacterized. Bases 36 to 518 code for a protein of 160 amino acids. The transcript has 5 exons. The record is from RefSeq and is a predicted model, not a curated record. NCBI's taxonomy places the organism in Eukaryota, Metazoa, Mollusca, Bivalvia, Myida, Myidae.
UUGAGUCGCCGUUAGAACAAGCAUACAGUUCAGCCAUGCAGGGGAUUAUAGUUCUAGCUUGUCUUCUCGGCUACUCUGUGGCCGGCCCUAUCCACGCUUCAUGCAAGCUCGACUGGGUGAUUGGUCAGUCGUGCAGUGAUGUCAAGACCGCGCUUGUAACCCAGGCAAACACCUGGCAUGACGCCUCAAACUGCCCAAACGGUGCUGGCGAGAAAUGUCUCUACACGGUGAAAAGCGAUGCUGACCUUAAGAUCACGCUGACCCACGAGACUCCCGUACAUCAUUACGUUGAUGACAUCACGUUUACGUUCGCUGCCGGUACAACGGCGGGCACCUGCGCUGUCCACGGCUACUCUACCUCGGAGACAUGGUACGCAGUGCUGGACCAGUCAACCAACUACUGCAACAUGAGGAACCUCCUUGAAGGCGCCAAUCUUCAUACGACCGCUGGUUUCCUAGAGACAACAAAUGACCGCAUCUGCACCCAGUAUUCCUCCCACAACUGCGCAAAAUACUAGUUCCUUAUCUUGACUCUAGUUUUGUAGAUUUUGAUAAAUAAAAUGAAAACAACUUU